This is a messenger RNA of Plasmopara halstedii, 2502 nucleotides long. RefSeq names its product heat shock protein 90. The coding region runs from base 1 to 2502 and encodes 833 amino acids. The record is from RefSeq and is a predicted model, not a curated record. Gene Ontology annotation, molecular function: ATP hydrolysis activity; ATP-dependent protein folding chaperone; ATP binding. Gene Ontology annotation, cellular component: perinuclear region of cytoplasm; cytosol; plasma membrane. NCBI's taxonomy places the organism in Eukaryota, Oomycota, Peronosporomycetes, Peronosporales, Peronosporaceae. The transcript is spliced from 2 exons. Gene Ontology annotation, biological process: cellular response to heat; protein stabilization; protein folding.
AUGAAAAAACUCCUAUUCUCUCUCUUGCCGCUGCUUGUCGUGGCUGUAAGUUACAGCGGUUUGGUCGUGAACACUGUCCGCGCCGACACCUCGACAGAAUCGGAAAAUGUACUGGGAAGCACGUCAAAUCUGGAGUUGCAUGCUUUGAAGGAUGAGCCCCUGACGGGUGGUGAGACAUUCGCUUUUCAAGCAGAAGUAUCACGACUCAUGGAUAUUUUAAUUAACUCACUGUACCGCACUAAGGAGAUCUUUCUACGCGAGCUUAUUUCGAAUGCCUCAGACGCGCUUGAUAAAAUUCGAUUUUUGGCUUUGUCCAAUAAUGAGCUGCUGGGUAAGCUGCGUGAUCUGGAAAUCCGCAUCAGCUUCAAUAAAGACGAACGCACUCUCACAAUCCGCGACACUGGCGUUGGCAUGACGAAGGAGGAUCUUGUUAAUAAUCUUGGUACGGUAGCCAAAUCUGGCACUGCCAAUUUCGUCGAGGCAAUGCAAGCUGGAACUGACGAUAGCAGUCUCAUUGGUCAAUUUGGUGUUGGCUUUUACUCCGUCUACCUUGUAGCCGACCGUGUGCGUGUCGUCAGCAAGAACAAUGACGACGAUCAGUACAUAUGGGAGUCCGAUGCCAACGCGUCUUUUACAAUUGCCAAAGACCCGCGAGGCGACACGCUCGGUCGCGGUACCGAGAUUACGCUAUAUCUUAAGUCUGACGCCACUGAUUUUCAGGACCAAGACAAGCUCAAGAAUCUCAUCUCUCACUACAGCGAAUUCAUCACUUUUCCUAUCUAUCUGAACACAACCUCUACCGAAACGUACGAGGUCGCAGACGAAUCCGUGGAUGACGAACAGCCUAUUAAUAAGGAUGAUAAGGAUACUGAGAAAUCACUUGAAGAAGAUGAAGAGCUUGAGACCGUUGAAGAAGAUGAAGAUGUAAAGACUCCUAAAACUCGCACUGAGACCCGCACUGUGUGGAAGUGGGAACGUGUGAAUGAGGUGAAAGCCAUAUGGGUGCGCCCCAAGGAAGACAUUAGUGAUGCAGAGUACGAAAGCUUUUACCAUUCCCUGCAAAAGACCGAUACGACGAAGCCGUUAACGUGGAUUCACUUUCAAGCUGAAGGCGAGAUCGAGUUUAAAUCGAUCCUUUACGUGCCUGGUCAGGCUCCUCGUGAUAUGUACACUCGGUUUGAAGAUAAGAAGGCAGACAUCAAACUGUAUGUUCGAAAGGUGCUUAUUACGGACGACUUUGACGACUUUUUGCCGCGGUACCUUAAUUUUAUCGCUGGCGUUGUGGAUUCAGACGAUUUGCCUAUCAACGUAUCACGUGAGAUGUUGCAGGAGAACAAAAUUCUACGUGUUAUUCGCAAGAAACUAGUGCGUAAGGUCUUGGAAAUGUUGCGUAAGCUAUCUGAGAACAAUAUCGACGACGACGGAGAGGAAGAUGGUGAAGAUGACGAAGAGGCAGACAUGAAAUCUGAAACGGACAAAAACUCAGAAGAGAGUGCUGAGGAUCCCUCUGAAGAUGAGGAGGAAGAAGAAAACGUUGCAUACAACAAGUUCUGGGAGCAAUUUGGUAAAAACAUCAAGCUUGGCGUGAUGGACGACGCUGCCAACCGUGGGAAGCUUAUCAAACUGUUACGUUUUGUGUCAAGUGGGAGUGACGGUAAAAUGAUUUCGCUCGAGCAGUACGUUGACCGAAUGAAAGAUUGGCAGGACUCGAUCUAUUAUGUUGCUGCUGAGAAUGUUGAGGCCUGCGAAAAGUCGCCUUUCAUGGAAAAGAUGCGCGUAAAGGGCCUCGAAGUACUUUACUUUGUUGAUGCUUUGGAUGAAUACAUGGUAUCGCACAUUUCGGAGGUCGAUGGCAAGAAGCUUGUAUCCAUUGCAAAAGAAGGCAUCAAGUUCGGCGAUGAGGACGAGUCACUUACGCAAAAACGCGAUAAAUUAUACGCGGACAAGUAUGUUGCUCUCACGACCGCUCUCAAGACCCUAUACGGUGACAAAAUCUCUCGCGUUACAAUGUCGCAACGCGUUGUCGACUCGCCUGCCGUGAUGGUGACGUCCCAGUGGGGCUACUCAGCCAACAUGCAGCGCAUCAUGAAAGCACAGACAUUUGCCAACAGUGACAAGAAGUCUUCAAUGUACGGCACUGGAUCUGCAAUCCUUGAGCUGAAUCCACGUCACCCUAUUGUCUCCAAGCUCAACGAAUUGAUGGUAAGUGAUUCCCAAAAGGAGGAGACCGAAGACCUCGCAUGGUUGCUUUACGACACGGCGCUUGUUAACUCGGGCUUCGACAUGGCGGACACCAGCCACUUUUCUGCGCGUGUCCAUCGUAUUAUGAAGAGCAGCAUGGGCAUAGCAAGCUUAGAUUUGGAGCCGGAAAUCGAAAUUCCCGAAGAUGUUCCGGAAGAUGACGAGGAAGAUACUCAAGACUUGGACGAGGCUGAAGAGAAUGAAGGUCUACAGUCCGGCGAAUCUGAGAAUGCUGAUGGCGAAGUAAAAGAUGAGCUGUAG